UAGGUUGCUCGCUAGUUUUGUUUAAACGUAACCCGAUUUAGGGGAGGAGUAUUUGGGAAAAUGGCGUCUCCGAAAACAUUGCCAAAAGAUGCACAGGUUAUGAUCCAGAUUCUUAAAGACAUGGGAGUCACUGAGUAUGAACCCAGAGUCAUCAAUCAAAUGCUGGAGUUUACAUACAGAUAUGUAACAACUAUUAUUGAGGAUGCAAAGAUAUAUUCUACCCAUGCCAAGAAGUCCAACGUGGAUGCAGAUGAUAUAAGGUUAGCAAUCCAGUGCCGAGUGGAUCAGUCCUUCACGUCUCCACCGCCACGAGAUUUUCUGUUGGAAGUUGCAAGGCAGAAGAACUCCACACCAUUGCCUUUGAUCAAACCAUACACGGGUCCCCGGCUCCCACCGGACCGCUACUGUCUAACUGCUCCAAACUACAGGCUUAAGUCUUUGCAGAAAAAGGUGACUCCAUCUGCAGGCAGGAUAACAGUACCACGGUUGAGUGUGGGGGCAGUGACUAGCAGGCCAAGUACUCCAACUCUUGGUACGCCCUCAGUGCAGACGGUGGGAACAAAAGUAGGGACACCUGUGUCACUGACAGGCCAGCGCUUCACUGUUCAGAUUCCCUCCUCACAGGCUGCUUCUGUUAAGUCUGCCACUCCAACCACACCUACAGUUCAGAAUGUCCUUAUCAACCCAUCUCUCAUCGGCUCCAAGAACAUCCUCAUCACUACCAAUAUGGUGUCCCAAAAUUCAUCUAGUGACUCCACCUCUCUCAAGAGGAAGCAUGAAGAUGAGGAUGACUAUGAUGCUUUAUAACCUGGUGUUUUCUGACUAGACGUAGGAGUGAUUUUGUAAAUAAGCAGUCGUGAAUUCUGAUUUUGCUUCUUUCAGUAGCCUUGUAUUGUUUAGGUUAUUACACAUUAACAGCGAUUCUAUUGCAAUGUAUCAUUCAUUUUUUUGUA
Messenger RNA from Paramisgurnus dabryanus, 953 nucleotides. RefSeq names its product TAF9 RNA polymerase II, TATA box binding protein (TBP)-associated factor (gene taf9). Gene Ontology annotation, cellular component: SAGA complex; transcription factor TFIID complex. The record is from RefSeq and is a predicted model, not a curated record. Gene Ontology annotation, molecular function: transcription coactivator activity; RNA polymerase II general transcription initiation factor activity; protein heterodimerization activity. NCBI's taxonomy places the organism in Eukaryota, Metazoa, Chordata, Actinopteri, Cypriniformes, Cobitidae. Gene Ontology annotation, biological process: DNA-templated transcription initiation; RNA polymerase II preinitiation complex assembly.